Messenger RNA from Cuculus canorus (common cuckoo), 1877 nucleotides. It is a transcript of the gene CRLF1, whose product is annotated as cytokine receptor like factor 1. NCBI's taxonomy places the organism in Eukaryota, Metazoa, Chordata, Aves, Cuculiformes, Cuculidae. The coding region runs from base 56 to 1516 and encodes 486 amino acids. The record is from RefSeq and is a predicted model, not a curated record. The transcript has 8 exons. Gene Ontology annotation, biological process: cytokine-mediated signaling pathway. Gene Ontology annotation, molecular function: cytokine receptor activity; protein binding. Gene Ontology annotation, cellular component: external side of plasma membrane.
GGUUCGCUCAGACUUGUUCGGCGCUUCCCGGGACGGGGCACGGGGGGCACCGGCGAUGCCGCCCCUCCCGCUGCUGCUGCUGCUGCUCUGCCCGCGCCCCCCCCGCGCCGGAGCCACCGCCUACCCCGCCGUGAUUUCCCCCCAGGACCCGACGCUGCUGAUCGGCUCCUCGCUGGUCGCCACGUGCACGGUCAGCCCCGACUUUCACCUGAAAGCCGAGGACCUGUACUGGACGCUGAACGGCCGGCGCCUGCCCGCCGCCCUCUCCACGCCGUUGGGUCCCACCACGCUCAGCGUUGCCCUCACCCACCUCAACGGCUCCAAGCAGCAGUCGGGGGACAACCUGGUGUGUCACAGCAGAGACGGCGGCAUCUUGGCCGGCUCUUGCCUUUACGUUGGACUACCCCCCGAAAAACCCGUCAACAUCAGCUGUUGGUCCAAGAACAUGAAGGACCUCACCUGCACGUGGGCGCCAGGGACGGAAGGGGAGACCUUCCUGCACACCAACUACACCCUCAAGUACAAGCUCAGGUGGUACGGCCGAGACAACACCUGCCAGGAAUACCACACGGCCGGGCCCUACUCCUGCCAUAUCCCCAAGGACCUGGCACUCUUCACGCCCUACGAGAUCUGGGUGGAAGCAUCCAACCGCCUGGGGGUGGCCGUCUCCGACGUCGUCAUGUUGGACAUCCUCGACGUGGUCACCACGGACCCGCCGUUGGACGUGCACGUCAGCCGGGUGGGCGACCUGGAGGACCAGCUGAGCGUGCGCUGGAGCUCCCCGCCGGCGCUCAAGGAUUUCCUCUUCCAAGCCAAGUACCAGAUCCAGUACCGGGUGGAGGACAGCUCGGAGUGGAAGGUCGUGGAUGAUGUGGGCAACCAAACCUCCUGCCGCCUGGCCGGCCUCCGCCCCGGCACUGUCUACUUCGUCCAGGUGCGCUGUAAUCCCUUCGGCAUCUACGGCUCCAAGAAAGCCGGCAUCUGGAGCGACUGGAGCAACCCCACCGCCGCCUCCACCCCGCGCAGCGAGCGAGCGGCGGGGGGCUGCGACCCCAAAGGGGGGGAGCAAAACACGACGCUGCGGCGGGAGCUGAAGCAGUUCUUCGGGUGGGUGAAGAAGCACGCCUACGGCUGCUCCAACCUCGGCAUCAAACUCUACGACCAGUGGCGCGUGUGGCUGCAGAAAUCGCACAAAGCACGCAACCAGGUAGGUAAGGAGUGCUUCCCGGCGAUAAGUUGUAGUCCGCGGGGGUCCGAGCGCCGGCAGGAUGAAACGGGGCGCCCGGCGCCCACCCGGGACCACCCGCGCCCACCCCAGCCCCGCCGCCGCGGAGCAGGAAAGCGGCCGGGGCGCAGCGCAGCCCAGGGGACGGGAUGGGGUGAGGUGGGGGGCAGCUGGCUGGGGACCCCCUCGUUCACCCCCCGCAGCGGCGAGGGGAGCCCCCAGCCUCGCCCGGCACGGGGGGACCCCGCGGCUUCGCCCCUUCACCACCAGCCGGAGCAGCCUCGGGGGUGAAGGGGGUGACGGGCGCUUUGCGGGGACCCCCACCCUCACUGCAGUCCCCGGGAAGUGAUUUUGGGGACCCACGUGCGAGCGCAUGGGGGGUCCGUCCCCGGGGAGCCACACGGGCUGGGCUGAGGCUGCUGGGCUUUGCCCAGCGACCGCUCCAAUUUUGAUUCAAACCAGCCUUAUUUUGGUUCCAUUGCAGUCAAUUAGGAACAGAUUUAAGCUUAAUGCCAAUAAACCUCGGAAACCCCAGCGGGGUCUGCGUCAGCGGAGCGGCCGCGGCGCGCGGGGACGGGGAGGCAGCGGGCAGCCAAGGGGGACCCGGGUUCCUCGUCACCGCAGCCUGGGGCUCCCGUGUCCCCCAUCAGCA